UUCAAUCAACUCGACAGAAACAAGCGGGCAUGAAUCCCCACUUCAAUCCUCACCUCCACAACCCUAACAAUCAAAUUCAGCUCAAUGGAGCUAAUGCUCCAGCUCAACAUCAGGUUAUGAUGAACCAAGGUAAUCUAGGGCAAAUUAACCCUCAAUUUCGGCCGGGAAUGCUCAAUAAUGCUCAGCCGCCAAUGCCACCGUUUAAUAACCCAAAUCCCUUUUUCGGUCAAAACCAAUUUAUCCCCUUCCCACAGGGCGCUUUCCACAACCUAAAUGCGAACAAUUUGCCUCAGCCGUUCGCUCAGAAUGCCGUCAACCCUGCUCAGUUCAUGCCCAAUUGGCCGAUGAAUGUGCCGAAUUUAGUGCAGAAUGUCACGCAGCUUUUGCAAAUGCAAUUGAUGAAUGGUGCCCCUCAAAAUUUGGGUCUUUUCAUGAACGCUCAAGCGGCAGCAGGAAGUAACAAUCAGCCCGUUGGUGGGAAUAGUUUACCCGGUAUGAACCAUAAUAAUGCCCCAACCAAAGAUAUCGGUGCUCAUCACGCACAACGGAAUUGGGAUAUCUUUGCUCCUGGUGCUGCAAAUCCGCAGAGUGAUACUGGAGUAGUUAAUGAUGCAAAUGACAGAAAGAAUAACUGGAGAAAACCUCAUGAAAAGAACAUCACUGGGAACCACAAACAUAACGAAUCACAAAGAGGAUUUGGCAAUAAGCAAUUUCGUCCUCGCCAAAAUGCACAGGGGAACUUCAACUUCAAUAAUGAAAAUCGAGGAAAAGGUAACAAAAAUUUUGUAGGGAAGAACUUCAACUCAUCUGAGCAAACUCAAGUGGGAAAAAAGAGGCCUCUCAUGUUAAAUUAUACAGAACAAGAAAUUAAACAUUGGCGUGAAGAGCGCAAGAAAAACUACCCAUCACAAGCCAACGCGGAGAAGAAGUUGAAAAAGAAUCCAGAACAGCCUGAGGUCGAAGAUGAAGCCGCAAAGAUAAGACGGCAGCAACUGAAGGAAAUAUUGGCAAAACAAGCUGAAUUAGGCUGUGAAGUGGCAGAAAUACCAUCUUGUUACCUAUCAGAUCCCGAGCAACAGGCUGAUGGUAACAGACAAAAUAAUAAGCCAUUUGGGAAGAGAGACAGAUUUCAAAACAAGUUUGAUAAGAAGGGAAGAUUCCAGAAUGGUGGCCGCUUCUCCAAGAGACAAAGAUAUGAAAACGGUCAUUCCACAGAUUUGCAAAACCAAACUGGGAGCACGAGCAUGACCAACCCCACGCACAAGGAGAAUAAAAAGGAGCCAUCUCUGUUGAAGAAACUACUAAGCUCUGAGAUCAAGAAAGAUAAGAAACAUCUGCUGCAGGUUUUCAGGUUCAUGGUGGUGAAUAACUUCUUCGAGAAUUGGCCCGAAAAACCUCUGGAAUUCCCCAAAGUUAUUGUCAAAGAAUCUGGCGAUGAAAGCGAGAUUUUGAAACUGGAGACGGACAUGCUUGAAGAUGGUGAAUUUGUAGCUGAAACCACCAUAACAAGUUGAAGAAAUCCUUGGCUCAAAAUUUUCAGCUUUUAUACAUUUUGCCAGUGUUUUUAUAAUGUGUAUAUAAUCAGGUGCCAUGAAUUGAUGUUUGGAUUGUCCUUUGUAUUGUAAAUUUCCAUAUUAUGCUUUAAAAUUUUGAUUAAAAAUCUGUUCCAGUUUUGGAGAAUGUCAAAUGGCGUUGUUCACUUUUUACAUUGUAAAAUUGUGAUUUUACCCCUUUAUAAAAUUAGAGAAAAUACUUCUCUUCUAUUCA
Salvia hispanica is the source of this 1767-nucleotide messenger RNA. It is a transcript of the gene NUFIP, whose product is annotated as GATA zinc finger protein. Gene Ontology annotation, molecular function: RNA binding. Gene Ontology annotation, cellular component: nucleus. Gene Ontology annotation, biological process: box C/D snoRNP assembly. The record is from RefSeq and is a predicted model, not a curated record. Lineage: Eukaryota; Viridiplantae; Streptophyta; Magnoliopsida; Lamiales; Lamiaceae.